Molecule: messenger RNA, 797 nt
Organism: Daucus carota subsp. sativus
Lineage: Eukaryota; Viridiplantae; Streptophyta; Magnoliopsida; Apiales; Apiaceae
Product: RING-H2 finger protein ATL22-like
Exons: 2
Coding region: 73-693 (206 amino acids)
Source: RefSeq, a predicted model, not a curated record
AAGAUAUCCACUAGUUUGACUACUAUCACUUGCCUUAAUAUCUCCACAAGUACAUUUCUGGCUACUUCUUCAAUGGGUCUUAUCACUUCACUAACCAUGUGCAAGAUAAUUCUUAGUUCUCUUAUUCCAGUUCCCCGACCAACACUAUACGAUGACACAUUUUCAUCUGAUCUCAGAUAUGAUCUUGAGUUAACAUGGAGCAUGCCUAAUUGUGAAGAAUGUGAAAAACACGGAGCUUUGUGUCAUUUCAAGAAUGCUACAAGCAGACAGCCUACCUGUUCCUAUGAACCUAAAGCAGGUGGAAUCCAUGUUAUCAAGAUCAUAGCAUUGUGUAUUACUGUACCUGCAGUCGUGGCCUCCAUGACCAUAGCCACCUUCAUAUGCUUCUCAAAGGGACCCGAUGCUCAUCAUCAAGACGCUGAAUUAGCAUUGCAAACUGUGAAUGAUUCAGAAGGCCUGGAUGAAAGCACGAUUGAAUCAUAUACCAAAGUAGUAAUAGGCGAGAGCCGGAGACUUCCUGCAGGGCCGAAUGAUGUAACCUGUCCUAUAUGCUUGUCAGAUUACCAUGCCAAUGAAAAAUUAAGUGCAUUCCUGAGAGCCGACAUUGCUUCCAUUCUGAGUGCAUCGAUGAAUGGCUUAGACGGAAAGGACUUGUCCAGUUUGCAGGAAUUCACCUUCGCCUGCACACAAUAACUCUUCGGCUGCAUGAGAAGGAAUGGAAAAUUAUAUAUGUGCAAGCGUGUCUUUCCUGACAUGUUCUUGUAAACAUCCUGGUUGUUUAUUGAUUGGUAGUAUUU